AAGGAGCGAGGAAAAAGGAGGAGACGAGCGCCAUUUUCCCCCCAAAACCGGAGCGCCGUCGCCGUCGCCGUCGCCACAUUCAUCGAGCUUCGACGAGCCUCCGAGCAGCGGCGAGCAAAAACCCUAGGACGCAGCCAUGCCUUCGUUUCCCAGCCCGGGCUCUGUCACGGUCUGCGAGAUCAAUCGCGAGCUCAUCACCGCCGAUGUUCUGUCGGAGGCGCAAGCGAAGGAAACCUACGGAAAGCUGCUCAGAACGGUGUUCAAUCCGGUCUCCUUUCAGCCCGAUCAGCCGGGCCAACCGGGGCCGCCGGAGCUGGGCGCCGAGCACCAGGUGGAGGAGGAGGAGGAGGGCCUGGGGAAUGGCGUGGCCGUUCAGAGGAAGAACGUGGUGGAGAAGGUGCAGGGGAUCUUCGGCGAUUAUGUCAAGCGGGUCUUUCAUCCCUGCGACGUUAAUUUGCUACCUGAAGUUGAUCUAAAAGGAGUAAGCUGGCACCCACAUAAACAUAUCAUAGCACUUAUCUCUGCCUCGAAUCAGGUUCUAGUGCGUGAUUAUGAUGAUGCAGAGUGUAGGGAGCCUUGUAUCUUGACUCAUGAGUCCCAAAAGGACGUUAAAGCUCUUGAGUGGAGACCAAAUGGUGGAAGGAUGCUUUCCGUGUCUUGCAAGGGUGGAAUAUGCAUUUGGGCUGCUUCUUUCCCCGGCAAUGCAGCAUCUAUCAGAUCUGGUGCUCCCUCUUUUGUUGGGACCCUGCCAAGAGGCACUGGUGUCCGAUGGACUUUGGUUGAUUUUCUUCGCAGUGAUGCUGAUGAGCAAAUAACUGCACUCUCUUGGAGUCCUGAUGGAAGGUACUUGGCAUCAGCCUCCUGUGAAAGCUCGUCAUUCACUGUAUGGGACGUGGCGCAAGGUGUUGGGACACCUAUUCGACGUGGAUUAGGGGCCAUAUCCAUGCUAAAGUGGUCACCUACUGGAGAUUACUUAUUUUCUGCAAAAUUUGAUGGAACAUUUUACCUAUGGGAGACAAACACGUGGACCUCUGAACCUUGGUCAGCAACUAGUGGUUUUGUCACGGGGGCAACAUGGGAUCCUGAUGGGCAUAUGAUACUGAUUGCAUUCCAUAAGUCUCCAACGUUGGCUUCUGUUCACUUUGCAUCAAAGCCUCCAUCUCUGGAUGCGCUCUUGUUGCCAGUUGAAUUACCAGAAUUGUCAUCCCUGCCUGGCAGUCAGGGGAUUGAGAAGGUAGCGUGGAAUGCUUCUGGUGAACGACUGGCAGUAUCAUUUAAAGGUGGGGAUGACAUAUACAAGGGUCUGAUUGCCAUUUAUGAUGCCAGAAGAACACCGGUGGUUUCUGCCUCACUAGUUGGCUUUAUCAGAGGGCCUGGUGAUAAUCCUAAGCCACUGACAUUUUCAUUUCAUGAUAAAUUCAAGCAGGGACCUUUGCUUUCUGUGUGUUGGAGCAGUGGAUUUUGCUGUACCUACCCGCUUCUGUUUCGUUCUCAUGCUCUUCCUUAAGUAAGGAGGUUUUUCUGAUAGCAAGAAUCUCAGUAUGGGCAGCGCAUAAUAUGAGGUAAGCAUUGUAGCUGGCGAAGCCGCCCUUGAGUUUUCGAUUCUGGAGAACUUGUUGCACGGCGCUUCUCCCCUUUCCUGGCGCCCUUGGGCUCUCUUCUUUAAGCUCGGAGUCUUUGGCCAUUGAUCCAAACAAAUUAUUAUGCAGGAUGCCGCAAAAAGUUGAAGCAAAGCUAGCCGUGGAAAUGUUCAUUAAACCGAAGGGCAGUUUUGAUCUGUUUAUCUGUGCCUUCUGAAAUGAUAGAACACCUGGAGAGUGUAGUGAUCCUCAUCUCUUUGCGAAUGGGGCUAUUCUCAGCCAUUUAUCUUUGGUUUCUAUGCGUGUCAGAAAGAAAAACGGUGUAGAGGGAAAAUAAUUUUAUGAAUGGACCAAGAGAAUACCAAUUUUGUCCUUUACUA
Eucalyptus grandis is the source of this 1960-nucleotide messenger RNA. Its product is annotated as aladin. Gene Ontology annotation, cellular component: nuclear pore. Gene Ontology annotation, molecular function: protein binding. The coding region runs from base 137 to 1507 and encodes 456 amino acids. Gene Ontology annotation, biological process: nucleocytoplasmic transport. NCBI's taxonomy places the organism in Eukaryota, Viridiplantae, Streptophyta, Magnoliopsida, Myrtales, Myrtaceae. The record is from RefSeq and is a predicted model, not a curated record. The transcript has 16 exons.